Punica granatum (pomegranate) is the source of this 893-nucleotide messenger RNA. Lineage: Eukaryota; Viridiplantae; Streptophyta; Magnoliopsida; Myrtales; Lythraceae. The record is from RefSeq and is a predicted model, not a curated record.
UUAUUGAUUUAUCGAAAGAUAGGGACCCCAUAUCCAUGAAUCCUCCAUCUGUUAAAGGGGUUCUGCUUCUGCAGGGAGGCCAUCAUUUCCUAGCAAGUCCUUCAUCAACUUAUAUAGUUCAUUGGAGAACAAUUCCAUCUUCAAGAUGGACCCAUCAAGAAUCUCUCUCCGCCCAUUUGCACUCUCCGACGUCGAUGACCUCCUCUCAUGGGCCGGCGACGACCGCGUGACCCGUUUCUUCCGUUGGGACAUCAGGACGCGGGAGGAAGCUCUGGCUCAUCUCAAGAAUGUCGCAAUACCCCACCCCUGGCGCCGGUCCAUAUGCCUCGACGGCCAUUCCAUUGGGUACAUCUCAGUGAGGCCGGGGUCCGGCGAUGAACGGCACCGGGCCUAUGUCAGCUACGCCAUAGGGGCGGAUCUCUGGGGUCAGGGAAUAGGAACCUUCACGCUGCGAUCAGUGGUCUCGGAAGUGUUCGGUGAGUUCCCUGAUUUGGUGAGGUUAGAGGCUUUGGUAGACGUGGAGAAUAAAGGGUCACAGAGGGUUUUGGAUAAGGCUGGGUUCUUGAGAGAGGGUUGCCUGAGGAAGUACAGCUAUUACAAGGGAGAGGUCAGGGAUAUGUUCAUGUAUAGUCUCUUGUCAACCGAUGAUAAGGUUGUUGUGCAUCGUUGAUAGGAAUCGGAUAGUACAGUAUUGACACCACAUUACCGGAAUUUCAGAUUUUGAUUUUGAAGUAUACUUGCGUGGAUUUGGUUAAUUUGCUCAUUACUAGAGUCGAUUGUCGUAGAUUCUCCACAUGAAAUCUUAGAAUUUGUCGCUGCCGAUCGGUUUGAACAGCAUGGUUGGGAUAUAAGUAUUCUCUCUAAGAAUGAUAUAAUACUUCUUGUUGUUGCUA